Messenger RNA from Phragmites australis (common reed), 5652 nucleotides. RefSeq lists its product as uncharacterized. Gene Ontology annotation, biological process: regulation of transcription by RNA polymerase II. The coding region runs from base 663 to 5255 and encodes 1530 amino acids. Gene Ontology annotation, cellular component: piccolo histone acetyltransferase complex. The record is from RefSeq and is a predicted model, not a curated record. Lineage: Eukaryota; Viridiplantae; Streptophyta; Magnoliopsida; Poales; Poaceae. The transcript has 5 exons.
GAAGCCCGCCCAAACGACGGGAAGCACCGACUCCCGCCCCAUUCGCCACCUAGCUGUACCCCACCACUCCCCGCUUUUAGUCGACAAAAACAAAAUCAAACCCCCGGGAAAAGAAGAGCAAAAAAGAUCGAAAAGAGCAAACCCUAGGUCCCCGUGGCGUCGACGAAAUCCCAAUUCGCCCCCAUCAGAUCGGCCUGCGCAAGGGGCUUUUGCCACAGAUCGGCGCUCUCCCGUCCUCGGAUUCGAUUCCGCCGCCGAAUUUGGCCCCGACCCGUGGUUGGAUCGCCUCCGCCGCCCCAUAUUACUCUCCCUCUGCGAAACGCGCCGCCGCCCGUCGUCCGACCCCGACCCGGACGCCCCUCCUCGCGUCCCCCUCCGCCGCCCGUCGUCGGGCCCCGACGCCGCGCGCCACCGACCCCCGACACCGCUCGGCCUCCCCAGGUUCCUCUUUUUCAGCUUGCAAGAAGCCAAGAUCGACAACAGUUGCCACCACAGGGCUUCUUGGUGCCCAAUCAAGGCUCAGAUGCUGUUUAUUUUCCAAAAGUUUUGGCUGAACCCCCAUGCUCCACGCCAAGUCCGCCCCUGAUCUGGGUGUGGGACUUUAUGUAUGAUGGAAGGUGAAAUUCUGCGAAAAUCUGUCCUUGUGAUUCCUGGGUCCUUGAAUGGAAUCUAGUGGCAGUGAUAAGCCCACUGCAACAGAUGCUACUGAGUCAGUGCUGGGAUUAGAUGGUGAGGAGACUUUAUCUGAGAGGGAAUCUGUUGGAGCGAGACAAGGGCCUGGCUUACCUAAUGAGGGUGUAAAGGCUGCUCCUUCAAGCAGUUCAUCUGCAGGGAGUAAGAGGAGGCGCAAUUGCUUGGGCUCUAAUCAAGUGGAACUUAAUGGGCCAGGGGUGUCGAGUUCCAGUUCUGGUGAUUCCACGUGGAGUAUAGAUAGUUGGAAUGACCGUCACCCAUUCUCAUCGUCGAGAAAUAAGGAUGACCACUCAGAGCGUUCAGUUACUUCUGCUGGAGUUGCAGUGAUCAGGCAGCCUCGUGGUGUCUUGAGGUUGAGGAAGCUAGCUCAAAAUGACGGUACUGAGAGUUGGACUGGAAGUCGUAAUGUUCCACUAUCCAAUGGAGUUCCUAAGUUUAAUCAAUUUCCUAGGAGGAACAAGAGAAGAAAAUCAAGUGUGCUCAGGGAGAACAGAGUUGAUGGUGAUGACCCUGUCAGUUGCUUGAAAACUGGGAAUGGUAUUUGUGAUCAGGAUAGUGGCACAAAGUUUUGUUCUGGAAAUGAAUUCUCAGGUGAAAAGCAGUCACAUCUUUCGGGUGAUGCCCCUAAAGCUGUUCAUGUUGACAAGGAAAGCCGCGGGCAUGUAAAAGGCGAUGAUGAUGUUAGUUUGGAAGAAAAUGCUGCUAGGAUGCUCUGUUCUCUAUCAGAUAAUAGAUGUGCUGGACCACCAAGUACGAGAAUGAAAUCACCGAGUAGGUCGUCGAAGAGAUAUUUUCUUCAGCAUUCAAAUCAUGUCAAGAAUUCGUGCAAAGAAAUCAAGGAUCUAGCUGGUUCUGCUAGGUUGCUGCGGAAGCGUGAUGGUAAAGUUCCAUUCAGGAAGCGCCGUCCACGUCGGCAUUUUUAUGAAGUCAGUCCUCGUGAUGUGGAUCCAUUUUGCAUUGUAAAAGAGAGGAUCAGGGUGUUUUGGCCUCUCGAUGAGACUUGGUACUUUGGCCUGGUCAAGGAAUAUGACCCUGUGACAAGGUUACAUCAUGUCAGGUAUGAUGAUAAGGAUGAAGAAUGGAUCAAUCUUCAAAAUGAGAGGAUCAAGCUCCUGCUUUUGCCUGGUGAAGCUCGCAAUAGAUCUAAUCAUAAUAAUUCAAGGUCACUAUUUAAGCCGAGACAUGAAGAGAGUGAGAGAGAAGACACAGAUGGAAGUAAUACAGGACGUUCGGAGUCAGAGCCCAUCAGCUCAUGGUUGGCUCGAUCGAACCAAGCAAGAUCUGCUACAUCUAGUAACAUCAGCAAGCAGGAACGCACUCAUUCCGAUAUUGUUCCGUUGUUGUUUGACCAAAAGCAGUUCCAGGAAUCCAAUGUCAAGGAGGAUAAGCUGCUGUCUAACGAUGCUGUACCAGGUAGUUCACCAGAGGAUAGGAGGUUUCGCUUUGUUUAUUCUAGGAUGCGAUGUUGCAGGAAAAAGAAUGGUUUUCUCAGCAUUUUAGAAGAGGACUAUAAUCCUAGAAGUAUAGCAAAUUCUUCCAUUAUUCUUGCUGCGCUUCCUGGAAUGGAGUUUGGUGCUAAAACUGAUGCUUCAGUGACAUACGUCAUACUGCUAUUGAACCUGCCACUGACACUGGUUCAUAAGUUCAUUUCUGAAGCCUGUAGCGUCUGGCUUUCCAAUGCCCUCUUUCUUCUUUGGCAUGGUACAUUGGUUGCCUUAUGGCCUAUCGUGCAUCUGGACAUACUUUUUGUUGAUAAUGCUUUGGGUUUGAAACAUUUGCUUCUUGAGACUUGUUUGAGAUCAGCAGUAUCUCUUUUCUGUUUACUUGUUGGAAGCUUCAAUCGGUGUCCUAAGCAGAGUACUCCCAAGGAGUUGAAAAUGCCUUGCACCUCAAUCAGAUUUCAGAUAUCUGGUGUGCAUGGUAGGAGCCAAGUAGUGUUUGUGUUGUUCAGCUUGGUUGGUAUGGGGAAAUCAAAAUGGAAACACCUGCAAAGAAAGCUUCAAUAUCACUGUUCAGGUAGCCAGUUGUCUAAAGCUAAUUGCAUGUAUGCUAACAUCAAACAACUUACCAAUGGAACUGGUCAAAGAGUAUUACCUUCAAUGGAUCUCUUCUCUAAGGGUUUUGAUCUCCGGGACACUUGGUUCCUUUUGGAAUCAAAUUAUUCAGAUAUCAACCCUGUCAUUUGCUGUCUUGAUGCACGGUGUGAAUUUCCUCUAAAUGAUCUGGACGUGGUGGCUGCACCUUCACUACUGCUUUGCCGCCAUCUAAAAUUGCUCACUGAAAGCAAUCUGACUAAUGGUUCUCAUCAAUCCAUGACAUUUACUUUAGACAAGGAUAAGCAGCAGUCCACAGCACAACAUACAUCUGAUCCGGUUCAUCCGGCCGCCCCUUCUGGAAUUUGUUCUUUUAAUCUUAGUUCAUCAACUGAUGGUCCCUUGUAUACCGUUGAAACCACUUUAAGCUCAGAAUGUAAUGGCAGCCAUAUUGGUGAUGCCAAAUCAGCAUGCAGAAAGUUUCCAGAACAAAAUGGGCCUAAUGUUUGUGCUGACAAACCAUGUUCUUCCAAUCUUAGGGUUAUUUUCCCUUCACAAAAGUCUGAAGAGAGGCAUCUUUCCAUUAAAAUUCCUCAACAUAAGACAUCAGAUGCAUCUAAUGAUAAGUCACUUAACAAAGAUGAAAAAGACAUGCAAUCGGUAUCUAAUUUGGUCCAGGAAUUGAACGAAUAUCCAAUUGGUUGUGCUACACCAACUGCCCCCAGGACUACCUACCAUCGGAACCGGUUUACAUCCAUAUCACGCACUUUUGGUGAUGGUUCAAAAUUAUUGCCAGAAGAUCUCACGAUGACUGGUUUUACUGGUGGUUCUAAGAGGCCGCGAAGUCAGGUUUCAUACUCAGUUUCUCCUGGAAGUGAGGAAUUUGGCCUAAAACACAAAGGCCAUUUCCGCAAGAUGCAAUCUCAUAGCAGUGCUAAGACAAAUGAUGCAAAGAGGCUUGCUGAUAAUUCAAGAAGCGGGCAGAGCAGCCCAGAGUCCUUGACUUGUGUUGCAAAUGUCCUGGUUACAGUUGGUGAUAGAGGGUGGAGGGAGUAUGAUACUCAGAUCACAGUGGACUCUGAUGGGCAGAGUGAACACAGGAUAUGUGUGAAGCUUGCAGAUGGAUCCAAGUAUGCUCACAAGGUUUGUCAAGUUUUGCAGCCUGGGGCCACAAACCGCUAUACACAUGCUAUGAUAUGGAAAGGUGGGGCUGAAUGGUGCCUAGAAUUUCCUGACAGAAGUCAGUGGUUGAUUUUCAAGCAAAUGCAUGACGAAUGCUAUAGCCAUAACAUCAGAGCUGCGUCUGUGAGAAACAUUCCAAUCCCUGGUGUCUGCUUGGUUGAAGCUCAUGAUGAUAAUGGUGCUGUACCGUUUGUGCGAUCCCAAGGUUAUCUUGGCCAUAUUGGAACAGAUGUUGAAAUGGCUCUUGAUGAAUCUCGUGUUAUAUACGACAUGGACAGUGAUGAUGAAGCGUGGAAUUUAAGUUGGAGGAAAUCCUUAGCAGGUGAGAGCAUCAUUGCACACGAGUUGACAGAGGACUUGUUUGAGAGGGUUAUGGACAAAUUAGAGAAGUUUGCAUAUAGCCACAACUGCAAUGAGCUCACCAUUGAUCAGAUGAAGGAACUAGAUAUUGAUAAUGUAUCUCUGGAAAUCAUUCAAGGGAUACAUGCUUAUUGGCAAGGCAAGAGGCAGAAAAAGGGAAUGCCGCUCAUUCGACAUUUCCAGUCUGCUAUGUGGAAAAUUUACGAGCAGAAGCUACAUGAUUGGGAAUCUACAGUAUACAGAAUGCAUGGUUCAUCAAAUGGGUACCAAGAAAAGAAAUUGCCCCCAAAACCUGCAUUGUUUGCCUUCUGUUUGAGGCCUCGUGGACUCCAAAUGCCGUACAAGGGACCAAAGCAGCGUUCUCAUAAGAAACUUAUGUCCUCAGGGUGCCAUAGCUUUUCAAGAGAGCAAGAAAGCUUUUACCGACCAGGCAAGAGAUACAAUGAAUAUGUUGGGGAUGGGAGGACAUGUGAAUUGUAUGAUAGUGGUUCUCUUUAUUCACCAACAGGAUAUUCUCCUAGGUUCUCUAUGAGAACAGAUUCCCCUCGAGCAUUCGAUGCCACAGAAAGAAGUUAUACACCAAGAUACUUCAGGACCAAUAGUACCAAAAGGAGUGCAAGCUUUGCAUUCUCUGAUGAUAAUCAGCCAUCACCUUCCUUCCGCCAUCAGAAAGUGAAGCGAGGCACCCCUGAUCAUUGGAACACUGCCAUUCAUGAAUGGCAGAACUCGAAGCACCUCUUCCCGAGUGCAUCCCAGAGCCACCGCGUUGAUUUUGAGGAGCUUAAGCUGUGGGAUGCCACGAGCGCCGCGCAGCACGCAGCAACCAUGGCAAAGCUCAAGAGGGAAAGGGCCCACUGCCUGAUGCACCAGGCUGAUCUUGCCCUCCAUAAGGCCGCCGUGGCCCUCAUGAUGGCUGAAGCGAUCAAAUCAUCCAACAGCGACACAUCCCGGGAUGGUAGAGGGGAUUUCAGGGACGAACAACACUAACCUUUUCCAUUUUUUUGCCACGAGCCCAUGCGCAUAUAUGCAACUUGCUCUCGAUGCAUCUUUUGUUGAUAGAAGGGAGUUUGUUUGCUCCAUUCAAUCAACUCAUUAGAUAGCAUCCCCCUCCCUUUUUUUUUUCCUUUGAUCCCUUGUACAUAGGUUUUCUUUAAUAUCCCUUCUCUUAUUUAGACCUCUCGGUUAUUGCUGGCGAAGAAUGGGCCAGAAUGGUAGGUCAGCUAUCUGUUGGUACAAUCUGGCUUGUUGUCUGCACAACGGCUCUGUUCUCUCAUGGUUGAGUUAGUCCAUGGAAUGCGACUGUUUGGGGGCUUCUGGCCGCUACGGCGCUACCCCAAAGAAACGAUGGAGACAUGAAUGGAAGGCAUAGUACAGCUUGUGCUUC